AUGGCAAAUAGCACAGAUUCCACUCAGACUCCCCAUAACCCAGGCCUCAGCAUCCUGCAAUCCGUGCUCGAUGCCAACCCCUCCAUUGAGUUUGUCCGACUUCAAUGGAUAGAUUUUACGGCGACAGUGCGAACCCGACUCGUAACGGUCCGGCAAGCCCUUCGUCUAGCCACCGAAGGGUUAUCCGUCAGUGUUGCCAGCCCCAUUGCCAGUGGCUUUCUUGUCGACGGCACUUUCAACGUGAUCAAUCCUGGUGCAAAGGACUCGCUGGUCCCUGACUGGUCGACUCUUGUUGUUUGCCAUUACCAUCCCGGUCAUGCGGCCGUCAUGUGUUGCCUCGACGAAGCGGGCCACGGAUUCGAAUGCUGCCCAAGGUCUGUGCUGAAGAAAGCCGAGCGUGAGUUGGAAGAAAAGCAAGGCAUGACCUUCUUGGUCGGCGUUGAGGUUGAAUUCUACCUCGCGGAGUCUGCGGCGUCGACGGCGCCCGUGAAAGACGUUACAUCUUACUGUUCCACGGCUUCUUUGAGAACACCAUAUUUGGCGGUGCUCGAAGACUCGGUGCGUGCCAUAGAGCUGGCUAAAAUACCGGUUUGGACCUUCCACACAGAACUCGUGGCUGGUUUGUUCGAGAUUUCAACGGAUCCUAUGACACCUUUGCGCGCUGCCGAUGCCCUUGUAUACAUCAACGAGGCCAUCAAAGCAAGCGCCGUCAAACAUGGUCUACAUGCUACCAUGCAUCCAAAGCCCUUCGACAAGACGCAUGGUGUGGGCCAGCACAUGCAUAUCUCACUCUCGUCAGACGCGAAGGACGACUCUUUUCUUGCCGGCGUUCUGGGCAGCGUGCCAGGGAUCUGCGCCAUUUCCAUGCCAAACUUCGACAGCUACCUCCGCGCCGAUUUCACAGGUGGCGGCUGGGUGUGCUGGGACUGGGAAAACCGGCUAAGUAGCAUACGCAAGAUUGGCCGUGCGCAUUGGGAGUUUCGAUUUGUCGACUGCACGGCGAACAACUAUCUUACGCUGGCUGCGAUACUUGGAGUGGGCAUGGCAGCUUUGGAGAAGGGCCAGGAGUUGAAAAUGAAGCCCUUGUCCGGCCGGAGUGUAGAAAUGGACGAGGAAACCAGACGAGAAUUGGGUAUGGACAAGCGUGCCCCAAAUGGCCUAAAGGAUGCGAUAGAGGCGCUGAAGAAGGAUGAAGCUGUGAUGGCCGUGCUGGGAAAAGAACUGUGGCAGCGAUACAUCAUGUACAAAGAAAAGGAAGAAGGGAUGUUAAGUGAAAUGACUUUGCAAGAGCGAAGGACGAUGAUCAUGGGACUCUUCUAG
Messenger RNA from Endocarpon pusillum Z07020, 1320 nucleotides. RefSeq lists its product as uncharacterized. The coding region runs from base 1 to 1320 and encodes 439 amino acids. NCBI's taxonomy places the organism in Eukaryota, Fungi, Ascomycota, Eurotiomycetes, Verrucariales, Verrucariaceae. The record is from RefSeq and is a predicted model, not a curated record. The transcript has a single exon. Gene Ontology annotation, molecular function: glutamine synthetase activity.